Molecule: messenger RNA, 3395 nt
Organism: Archocentrus centrarchus (flier cichlid)
Lineage: Eukaryota; Metazoa; Chordata; Actinopteri; Cichliformes; Cichlidae
Gene: birc2
Product: baculoviral IAP repeat containing 2
Exons: 13
Coding region: 1227-3155 (642 amino acids)
Biological process (GO): negative regulation of necroptotic process; regulation of cell cycle; positive regulation of protein ubiquitination
Cellular component (GO): nucleus; cytoplasm
Molecular function (GO): cysteine-type endopeptidase inhibitor activity involved in apoptotic process; ubiquitin protein ligase activity
Source: RefSeq, a predicted model, not a curated record
GACACGUCACGUUGCUAAUUAUGUUCUGUCUCGGGUUUUGCGUUCCGUAAAUCAGCUAGUUUAUUUUCCUUUCUCCACUCGGCGGCUCCGCGCGUUAACCAGCCGGAAAGUGGGACUGCACUUCAUGCUUGUUAGCUGCCUUCGGCGUUAGCAGGCUAACGCCCGUUGCUAAUCCUGUAUCGUACCUCUCGGUUGCAGCUCGCUAACUGCGCGAGCAAACUGUUAAUAAAGCCAGCCUCCUCCUAACGUUACAUAUUAAGCGUUAGGAGACGUUGGCUAAAUCAGGAAGUGUCUGGUGUGCGUACAGCUGGCUGUGAGUUCAGGAAAGUACCUGGCGGAAAUAUAGUAUCUGUGGCGUUAAUUUACAGAAAGCGAUUCUUGUUUUCCCUCCAAAGGAGAGUCCGUCUUUGAAUGCUUUAUGAAUCUCCCAGGCUCAGAUAUAUCGCUUUCAGUUCUGAUUCAACAAGAAGUCAGUGGGCAGGUUCUGCUGAUAUAAAGAAGCCCCUUUUGUUACCCCUGGAGGAUUAAAAAAAAUUUAUUGGGUUUUUUUCAAUUCAAUUAUGAACACUUAGACACCCUCAAAAGGGAUGUCCGAGUUGGGGGGAGGGGUUUGAGAGCACAAAUCCUUCGGUCUGUGUGUGUGUGUGUGUGUGUCUGUGUGUGUGUGUGUGUUUUGUAGAUGUUUAAUAUGUUUCCUUUAUCCACAUAAGCACAUACCAUAUGUUUAAGUUUGAGCAGCUUGAUAGUGUGUUAGAUAUGUAUUUAUUAGAUGCGCAAGACACUCAAGUGCAUAAUGAUCCUGGGUGAUGUGAUGCAUACUUUUUAAAGGUGCAUUUUAAUCACACUGUUGUUACUGCAGAUGAUGAGUUUUUUUGUUUGUUUUUCAUUCAUCCACUUGAACUUUCAUUUGAAAGAGAAAUGUUGACAUUGAGGCAGUUCAAUGUUCAGGUGUAGUGCUCUCCGCAAGCUACAGGUAAUGUGGAUGCAAGUAGAAACUGUGUGAUGUGAAACCAACAUCUGUCUGGUGAUGGGGGUACUGGUACUUAAGCUUUCACUGUCUUAAUCUUGGUUGGAUCUUCCUCCUCGUUUAUAUGCUUAUCCACUCAUCUGUGAUCCUCUUUGGCAUUACUGAAGUGUGUUUGUGUGAGAGAGCAAGACCUUGGGUUUUCUCAAACCCCUCUCCCUCCGAGGGACAUCUCUUUUUCCUUAUUCACUAAAAUCCAAAAAUGGAAACUCUUCUUAAGCUCAAAAACAACCAGUUUUUGAUGGGUCUGUUUCGCAAUGGACCUCCACCUGAACUGCAAUAUGAUAACUCCUCAGAGCUCUUCCGCAUCUCAACCUUUGCUCGCUUCCCAACAUCAGUGGUCACAGAACGAAGUCUGGCGAGGGCAGGUUGGUUCUACACCGGCGUGGGUGACCGCGUUCAGUGUUUCAGAUGUAACGUGACGGCAGAGGGCUGGCAGCCCGGCGACUGUCCAACAGAGAAACACAGACAGCUCUCUCCUUCCUGCUCCUUCAUCCAGAGCCUCCCAUCUACAGCCAACCUACUGUCCUCUUCUCACUCUGCCUUCUCCCCACUCCGCAUUGCCCCAGCAUUACCACUUUCUGGUCCAGGCCCAGCUGCUCCUAAUGCAGCAGUAAGCCAAGGUGAAGAGCCUGUUGGCUACCUGAAUAUGGCCUUCUCUGCUCCCCCACCCUCCAGCCCACUGACUUCCCGUGGCGUUGAGGACAUGUCACACCAGAGACCAACGUGCCACAAUCCAAGCAUGCGCAGAGAGCAGGACCGUCUGGAUACCUUUCAAUCCUGGACGCUGUCCAUCAUAACACCUGCAGAGCUCGCCAAAGCUGGCUUCUAUUACCUGGGUCAGGGUGACCGAGUGGCUUGCUUCAGUUGCGGAGGACAGCUAAGUAACUGGGAGCCUGGGGACAGAGCCAUAUCCGAACAUCAGAGGCAUUAUCCAAACUGCCGCUUUGUCCGGGGGGACAGAGCUGACAACGUGUCGCUAGCUGGUGCAGCGGCAACUGCAUCCUUAGCAGCGACUUCCCAAAUGUCUUCAGGAGCCACAGUUCUCACUAACGUGUCCAACCCUGCCAUGCAGCAGAGUGAGGAGAGGUUGCUCACCUUUGUCAACUGGCCAUCACGUAUCCCUGUCCGGCCAGACCAGCUUGCUAAAGCCGGCUUCUACUAUGUAGGUCGUAAUGAUGACGUCAAGUGUUUCUGUUGUGAUGGAGGCCUGAGAUGCUGGGAGUCUGGGGAUGAUCCAUGGGUGGAGCAUGCUAAGUGGUUUCCUCGGUGUGAAUAUUUGCUCCAGGAGAAAGGACAAGAAUUUGUUCACCAGAUCCAAGCUCGAUUUCCUCGGCUUUUUGAACAACUUUUAACAAAUGGAGACAGUAACUCCAGAGAGUUUGUGGAUCCACCAGUGGUUCACCUCGGUCCAGGGGAGGAGCGGUCUGAGGAUGCCAUCAUGAUGAACACCCCCGUGAUUAAGUCUGCUUUAGAGAUGGGCUUUGAGCGAAGUCUAGUCAAGCAAACAGUCCAGAGCAAGAUUCUGACCAGUGGCGAGAACUACAAGACGGUCCAGGAGCUGGUUUCAGAUCUGCUGAGCGCUGAAGAUCAGAAAAGAGAAGAGGAGCGAGAGAUGCUGGCAGAGGCCAUGGCAUCAGAUGGUUUCACUUUUGUGAAGAGACACCAGGCAGCUUUGAUCCAGCGUCUGAAAAGUGUCGAGCCAGUGUUGGAGCAUUUAAGAGAUCAGAACGUGUUGUCUGCUGAGGAGUAUAGCGGUCUUUUGGCUCAGACAUCCGCCCAGCAGCAAACUGCCCGGUUGAUAGAGCUCAUCCUCACAAAGGGAAACGCUGCAGCUGAGGUCUUCCGCAACUGGAUCCAGAAAAACGACGUCCACCUGCUCAGAGAUCUCAUGGCUCAAUCAAAUGAAGCUGCAUCACCAAGCCAGGAUCUUUCAGACCUCCCAAUGGAGGAGCAGCUGCGGCGCCUACAGGAGGAGCGUACCUGCAAGGUGUGUAUGGAUAAAGAGGUCAACAUCGUCUUCAUCCCAUGUGGACACCUGGUGGUGUGUAAAGAGUGCGCGCCAUCACUGCGAAAGUGCCCGAUCUGCAGGGGCUUGGUUAAAGGCACAGUUCGAACCUUCCUCUCAUAGGCAGGAGGUUUGUUCUCAGUUUUGAUACUGAAAGUAAACAUUAGGCUAUAGUUAUAAUAUAUUUAUUGAAAGAAUAAGGUAAUUUUACACUAGAAUCUGUUAGAAUUGACCUGGAUUCAUGCACAGGGGCUAAUCUCUAUGGUAUAUACAAGUCACUGUUCAAAUGUAGCCUGUCUACAAUUAGACAAACUGCUAAAAUGAUAUGCUUGUGUUUCAAUAAAACAGUCACUUUGAACUGCA